This is a messenger RNA of Harpegnathos saltator (Jerdon's jumping ant), 1717 nucleotides long. RefSeq lists its product as uncharacterized. Gene Ontology annotation, molecular function: zinc ion binding; nucleic acid binding. Bases 142 to 672 code for a protein of 176 amino acids. NCBI's taxonomy places the organism in Eukaryota, Metazoa, Arthropoda, Insecta, Hymenoptera, Formicidae. The transcript is spliced from 2 exons. The record is from RefSeq and is a predicted model, not a curated record.
GGAAGCCGGAAGGGUUCGGCCUAUUGGGAUCUCGAUCCCCGAGCGAGCAAGCGAGCGAACGGCGAAACAAGCGAGCGAGCGUACGAGCGAACGAGCGAUCGAGCGUAAGACAGAGCGGACGGUUAAGGCGACCCACCGGACAUGGAGCCGGGCAAGGAGGAGGAAGCGGCAGCACUCCCGGCGGAGCACGAGAUAGGGACUCGACCCCGACCGACCCCCAGCAAACAGCAGCGAACGUGGGUGCUCGCCGAGCUAGUAGCCCGCCAGCGGAGGACCGGCGCGACCACCGAGACCAGGCGGGAGGCCAAGGAAAUGGCCCGCAGUGUGAAGGAGCCCGAGCCCGACUGGGCAGUCGGCAAGCGGCGCUUGGACGAAGACGCCUGGGCCGCGGUGGAGGCGGAGGAUAUCGCCGCGGCCGAAGACCGUGCGCGAGCGAGGGUGCGCGCUUUAGAGGCGGCUCGGCCCAGGACCCCGCGCUGGGUGGCGACCUGGGCCCCGAAGAAAUGUUGGAGGUGCGAAGGAGUCGGGCACACCAUUGCCCAGUGCCCGAGCCCCCAGCACACGGAGACGCGUUGUUACCGCUGCCAGCGCCCGGGGUACACGAUGAAAACGUGCCCCGGGUGCAGCCAGAUCUGGCAGCUGAUAGCCCGUAGGGACCGUGACUUAAAAUAGGCGAGGCGCGGCCGGCCAUCCAAUAAUUUCUUUUUUGCUUUUUCCUGCCACCGGAGCGUGUUCUUUUUUUUUCUUUUCCCCGUUUUUGGUUUUUUUCCUUCCUCUGAAUAAUUUUUGUUUUAAUUUUGGUUUUCCGUGGGAACGGACGCAAUUAUUGUAUUUUUAUUGUGACCUAUGUAUCGCCGACGAAAUAAGAACGGAGGAGGGCGUACAAAGUGAAAUCUUGGUGUCUUAUUUCCCGAAAUCCCUAGCAUUAGCGCCGUCGCGCGGAGCAAGGGGGGAUGUCGCUUAACGAUUGCGAGCGUAGGGUGCCUCCGCGGUAUGAGCCCACAUCUGAGAGUCGAUCCAUCCUUCGAUAGAGCGGCCGACGGGUCUCCCCCUGGACCGGAGCGGUUGCGGCAUAAGGACGGCGAGCGGCGCGACGGAUCCGGGAACGCCUGAAGAGGAACCGGCUCUCGAGACAGCCGCCGAAGGUACCAAGCGAGGCUGGGCACCCUACGCGCGUAGAUUAAGCUUACGUGAGAAAUUAGUUAGUAAUAAGUCUUGGGGGGGGAUAUCCGCCAUUUGUGUUCUCUUUUUGGGUUUGUGGUUGUUUGGUCAAAGGUCAUUGGUGUUGGUGGAGGGAAAACCCUGUCUUUCCGGAUUAGCGAGCUAGCCGUUGGUUAGGAUAAAAAGGUCGAGUGAGGCUCGGUCAAUCGUUCGGACAGACGACCACCGUAGAGAUCUGGUACGUAGACCGGGGAGACUUACAGCGGACGAUAAGACCGAGGGACUCGGUCCUUUUCGGGGAGGAGGAGUGUAACGUGGCAGCCUGGGGCGCCCGUUACAGAGUGUCUAAAAUUGUGCAAACCCGUCGAUUUGGCGUCGGAACGCCCGUGCAAGCGGGGCAGCUGCGGGUUACGAGCUGAUAUUAGCAUAUGCCGGGAUUUUACCCAGAGGUUUUGGCGUGCUAGAGCGAGUUGACGGAGGGGCCGUGGGGCCCGGAGCUUUUGGAGAUUUUGGGCGGAAGCCACCAGGAAUCUGCCUUCGUCGGUGAUCGCGAAGC